Molecule: messenger RNA, 1035 nt
Organism: Trichoderma citrinoviride
Lineage: Eukaryota; Fungi; Ascomycota; Sordariomycetes; Hypocreales; Hypocreaceae
Product: cell wall protein
Exons: 3
Coding region: 1-1017 (338 amino acids)
Biological process (GO): fungal-type cell wall organization
Cellular component (GO): fungal-type cell wall
Molecular function (GO): structural constituent of cell wall
Source: RefSeq, a predicted model, not a curated record
AUGCAGCCUUACGUUUUUCUCGCCCUCCUGGGGUCGGUAGCGGUCGAUGCCGCCCUUGCCCCUCGUGCUGACUGUGCUCCAUCGUUCAAUGGACAGUUCCAGGUCACUGUUGCCAAGACUAACAAGCGAGACCUUGAAAAGCGAGACUGCAGCAACCCGAACGCCUUGCUGCUGACGCUGAACAACGGAAUUCUGAAGGAUGCCAAGGGCCGCACCGGCUAUAUCGCAUCCAACUUCCAGUGGCAGUUCGACAACCCCCCUCAGGCUAAUGCUCUCGUCACAUCUGGCUUCUCCGCUUGCGACAAUGCGCUGGGGCUCAAGGGUUCAACCACCUUCUGGCAAUGCCUCUCAGGCGACUUCUAUAACCUGUACGACCGUAACUGGGCACCCCAGUGCCAGCCGGUAGAGCUCGUCAUCCUGCCUUGCGGCGGCAGCAGCGCUGGACACAGCAACAAGGGCAGCGGGGCCGAGGGUGGCAGUGGUGGCAGUGGUGCCAGCGGCGUCAACCAAGCUGUCACCGCCAUCUCCGACGGCCAGCCGCAAGCCCCCAUCUCUCAGAAGACUGAUGGCCAGCCCCAGGUGCCUCCGGUCACUCAGAUCAGCGACGGCCAGCCUCAAGGCCCGACUGGCUCUCCCGCUCCUCCCGUCACUCAGAUUAGUGACGGCCAGCCUCAAGGCCCGACUGGCUCUCCCGCUCCUCCCGUUACCCAGAUUAGUGACGGCCAGCCUCAAGGCCCAACUGGAUCACCCGCUCCCCCUGUCACCCAGAUCAGCGAUGGCCAGCCUCAAGGCCCAACUGGAUCACCUGCUCCUCCUGUUACCCAGAUCAGCGAUGGACAGCCUCAGGUCCCAACCGGGUCUGCUAAGCCCCCCGUCGCCCCUGUUGGCACUGGCACCGGUGUUCCAAGCAGCCCUUCUUUUGCGCCUACUCAGCCUCCCAUCAGCGGCAGCUCCAAGGUCAUUCCCGGCCUUUCGGUUGCCGUUGCUGUUGCGCUGGUUGGCAUGGUUGCCUUGUAAACAGGCGAUCAAACAAAC